UACACCGCGAUGAGUGACGGACGGCUUGAAACCAUCGCUGCUUCCAAUCAGUGGCAUCAUUCACAAACACCCCAGCCUGUGUGUGUACCAAUCUAUGCUUCAUCUAUAUUUGAGUUUCAGAAUGCAGAUCAAGGAGCAAGAGUGAGCGCAGGGCAGGAUGAUGGGUACUCAUACACUCGUUGGAUUAAUCCUACUGUGGAUGCAGCAGCACAAGCAUUAAAUGAGCUUGAGGGUGGAGAAGGCACUCUACUGUUCUCCUCUGGUAUGGCAGCAAUUUCUACAUCCCUUUUUGCUCUGCUCAAGGCAGGAGAUCAUGUGGUUACACCCACUGUUAAAAACACUGCAUGUCAUUGUCUUCUUCAAAAUAUUUUGCCACGUUAUGGAAUAGAAAAUACUAUGGUUGAUGGAAAUGAUGUUAAUGCCUACAGAAAUGCUGUUAAAUCUAACACUAAGGUUUUAUUUGCUGAAACACCUUGCAAUCCAACAAUGGGUGUCCUAGACUUGGAAGAAUUUGGUCGCUUAGGAAAGAGUUUGCAAGURAUUACAAUGGUUGACAGUACCUUAGCAACACCCUUUGUUACAAAUCCAAUUCGUCAUGGAGUUGACAUUGUUCUUCAUAGUUGCUCCAAGUACAUUGGAGGACACAGUGAUAUCAUUGCAGGGGCAAUGAUAGCAUCAUCAAAACAACUUGUAUCACAGAUCUUUGAAUAUCAGAAGAUAGUGGGACCUUGUUUGUCACCAUUUGAUGGUUUCCUGUUAAUGCGUGGAAUCAGAACUCUUCAUCUUCGGAUGGAAAAGCAUUGUGCCAAUGCCAUGGCAAUAGCAUUACUACUUGAAAAUCAUCCUAAGGUUGACAAGGUUUUCUAUCCUGGGCUCACAAGUCAUCCAAAUUACAGCAUUGCAGUCAAACAGAUGAGAGGGUUUGGAGGUUUGUUGGCAUUCAGUGUCAAAGGUGGACUUGAGGAAGCAAAGAAAUUUAGUGAAAGUGUUAAGUUAUUCAAGUUGGCCGGAUCUCUUGGUGGGACUGACAGUUUGGUUGAAGUUGUGUGUUUGAUGACCCAUAAUGAAAAAUACAUUUCACCAGAGGAAAGAGAGGCUCUUGGYAUUCCUGAAAGUAUGAUCAGGCUGAGUGUUGGACUUGCACAUGUUGAAGAUCUCAAAAAGGACAUUGAACAAGCUCUAGCUACUUUAACAUAAUAUUUUCAAUGACUGGAAAAGUUUCAAUUGCAAUUAAUGCUGUUAUAGGAAUGCUCCAGCAUCAUGUCGACAGGCACAAUGCCACAUCACAAACUUCAUGAAUUUUUGGGAAAUGUCAAACUGGUUUUGCACAAUACAUAAUAUKUAAUAAAUAUGAUCACUAUA
Messenger RNA from Exaiptasia diaphana, 1362 nucleotides. RefSeq names its product cystathionine gamma-synthase. The record is from RefSeq and is a predicted model, not a curated record. Gene Ontology annotation, biological process: transsulfuration. Gene Ontology annotation, cellular component: cytoplasm. The coding region runs from base 10 to 1197 and encodes 395 amino acids. Lineage: Eukaryota; Metazoa; Cnidaria; Anthozoa; Actiniaria; Aiptasiidae. Gene Ontology annotation, molecular function: carbon-sulfur lyase activity; pyridoxal phosphate binding. The transcript is spliced from 9 exons.